Fimicolochytrium jonesii is the source of this 3601-nucleotide messenger RNA. RefSeq names its product P-loop containing nucleoside triphosphate hydrolase protein. Gene Ontology annotation, molecular function: ATP hydrolysis activity; translation elongation factor activity; ATP binding. The transcript has 4 exons. Bases 173 to 3307 code for a protein of 1044 amino acids. The record is from RefSeq and is a predicted model, not a curated record. NCBI's taxonomy places the organism in Eukaryota, Fungi, Chytridiomycota, Chytridiomycetes, Spizellomycetales, Powellomycetaceae.
GGAGCGAGGCAGGCUGCUGGAAAAACCGCCCUUGUCUUUCCUUUCCCUUUUCCCUCCCUCUCGAUUUCCUCAAGAUUCCCGGUGUUGGCACUCGGGUCUCAUAAGUAGGAAAGGACUCUCUUGUCGUCUCCCCCAAAUCUAGCCGUACCUUAAAAAGACCACUGGAAAAAAAAUGGCCGCCAAAGCUGAUCCCAAGGUGACCGCCCAGGUCGGCGAGCUUAUCACUAAGAUCACCACCGGCGCUACCUCCGCCGACCGUGCUGCCGCCGCGAAGGAAUUGGCCUCUGUGGUCAAGGCCGCCGGUGCCCAUGUUGGUUUGACCCAGUACGACAUUGUGGAGCCAUUGACCAAGGCUUCCACCCACAAGAAGAGUUCCGCCCAGCGUGAAGGUUCUAUGCUCGCUUUUACCGCUCUCGCUGAGGCGCUCGGCCACUCCGGUGAACCUUACCUCGUCUCGUCCCUCCCCGUCACCCUCGAGCUUUUCGGUGACAAGGACAAGGAGGUCAAGGCCGCCGCUGAACAGGCUGCCGAUGCCCUGUUCAAAAGCCCCGGACGUUUCUCCGUCAAGUAUCUCGUUCCUCUCUUGUUGAGCCAGCUCACCAACGAGAAGAAGUGGCAAACCAAGGUUGCUGCUUUGAAGUACCUCGGUCGUCUCUCUGAGCACUCUGCCAGCCAGGUGUGCGCUGCUCUCCCUUUGAUUCUCCCCGUUGUUUCCACUUGCAUGUGGGACACCAAGCCCGAGGUGCAGGCCGCCGCUAAGGAAACCAUGACUCAAGUGACUGGAGCCAUCGACAACAUCGACAUCAUCCCCUUCUUGCCAGCACUGAUCGGUUGUAUCGCAAACCCCGACGAGGUCCCAGAGUGUGUCUUCAAGCUCGCCGCUACCACCUUCGUUACCGAAGUCCAGGCCCCCACCCUUGCCAUCAUGGUGCCUCUGUUGCAGCGUGGUCUUUCUGAGCGCAAGCCUGCGGUUCUUCGUCAGACUUGUGUCAUUAUUGACAACAUGUGCAAACUUGUCGAGAACCCCGCUGAGGCUCACCAGUUCUUGCCUCCUCUCUUGCCCGGUGUCGACCGUAUCAUUGAGGUGCAAGCUGACCCCGAGUUGCGUUCCAUCGCUGCCCGUGGUAAGGCUACUCUGAUCCGUGUCGGUGGAGGCGCCGAUGUCGAGACCGAGGACCCUGAAACCGUCGCCAAGAGGAAGGCGGCUGCUCACCAGGAGUUCUUGGACACCCUUGCCAAGACCGUCAAGGACGUUGGUGCCGACAAGGCCAUUGACGCUGCCAGCUCCGAGUACAUCGUCGUUCAGCUCGAGGCCAUGUACGACUCCCGCAUUUUCGACGUCCCCGACUGGCACGCCGCCACCGUCCCAUACGCCACUCCCUUCAUCGGUGAGGAGAAGGCGAAGGCGCUUGCUAAGCCUUUGCUGGCUCACUACGUCGCCAUGGAUAAGCUUCGCCAAAAGGAGGGCAAGGUCGAGGACCUCGAGGAAGGAGAAGAGCUUUGCAACUGUGAAUUUUCGCUUGCCUACGGUGGUAUGAUCUUGUUGAACAACACCAAGCUUCGCCUUAUCCGAGGUCAGCGUUACGGUCUCUGCGGUCCCAACGGUGUCGGUAAAUCCACCCUCAUGAGGGCCAUCGCCAACGGUCAGUUGGACGGUUUCCCCCCGGCUGAUGAGCUGAAAACUGUGUUCGUCGAGCACACUCUGCAAGCUGAGGAUGCUGACCUCUCUGUGUUGGACUUCGUCCUGGCCGCCGAGCACAUGAUGGCGCAGAAGGACGUCGUCGAGGAGACUCUCCGCAGCGUCGGUUUCGAUGACGGCCGUCUGUCUCAACCCGUCGGAUCCCUCUCUGGUGGUUGGAAAAUGAAGCUCGAGCUCGCUCGUGCUAUGCUCGAGAAGGCCGACAUCUUGCUUCUCGACGAGCCCACUAACCACUUGGAUGUUGCCAACGUUACCUGGUUGGUCAACUACCUCACCAACCUGCCCAACGUCACCUCUAUGAUCGUCUCCCACGAUUCCGGUUUCUUGGACAGGACGUGUACCAACAUUAUCCACUACGAGAACCGUAAACUCAAGACUUACCGUGGUAACCUGUCCAAGUUUGUCGAGCAGAAGCCUGAGGCCAAGUCUUACUACGAGCUGUCCGCCGCCACCGUCAAGUUCAAGUUCCCCGAACCCGGAUUCCUUGAAGGUAUCAAGUCCAAGGACAAGGCCAUUCUCAAGAUGAUCGGUGUCAACUUCACGUACCCCGGCCGCCCCAUGCCCGCUUUGACUGGCAUCUCCCUGCAGUGCUCGCUGAACUCCCGUGUUGCCGUCAUCGGACCCAACGGAGCCGGUAAAUCGACUAUGAUCAAGAUCUUGACCGGAGAGCUUGUCGCCGUCGAGGGUGAUGUGUGGAAGCACCCCAACUUGCGUGUCGCUUACGUCGCCCAGCACGCUUUCCACCACGUUGAGCAACACAUGGACAAGACCCCCAACGAAUACAUCCGAUGGCGUUACCAGUACGGAGAGGACCGUGAGUCUCUCGUCAAGGCCGCCCGCCAGCUCACCCCCGAGGAGGAGGCCGCCAUCAAGAAACCCAUCGUCAUUGAGGCUGAGAAGCGCCUGUUUGAGGACAUCGUCGGUCGUCGUAAGGCCAAGCGUUCGUACGAGUACGAGAUUAAGUGGUUGAACCGUCCCCACGACGACAACACUUGGCACUCUCGUGACCGUCUCGAGGACUGGGGUUUCGAGAAGCUCGUCAACUGGUUCGAUGAGAGGGAAGCCGCCAAGGAGGGCAUGUACGCUCGUCCCCUGACACAGAAGGGUGUCGAGAAGCAUUUGGAGGAUGUCGGUCUCCCCGCCGAGUUCGCCACCCACUCCCGUAUCCGUGGUCUGUCCGGUGGACAGAAGGUCAAGGUCGUUCUUGGUGCUGCCAUGUGGAACAACCCCCACAUGUUGGUUCUUGACGAGCCUACCAACUAUUUGGACCGUGACUCUCUCGGUGCUUUGGCUGGAGCGAUCCAGGACUACGGAGGUGGUGUCGUCAUCAUCUCCCACAACAGGGAGUUCACUGGCGCCAUUUGCCCUGAAGUGUGGAAUGUCGACGCCGGUAAACUCCGUAUCGAGGGUGCCAAGCGUGACAUGCCCGUCGAGAAGAUCGAGAUGAAGGAGCAGGAGACGGUAACGGAUGCGUUCGGUAACGUCACUAAGGUCAAGUCGAAGAGAAAGUUGACGCGUAAGGAAUUGAAGCAGAAGGAGAAGAGGAGAGCCGACCGUAUCAAGGCCCAGGGCGAGGCUGGAGACUACGACUCCGAAGAGGAGGAUUGAACACUCAACCCGAACGCCUCGAACUGAAAUAUAGAAUUAGUGAGCCUCAAACACUUCACGAAGAGUAUUUUAUUUUAACUCGCCCGCACUCCCCAUCACUUCAAUUACGCUUACACUGUUCGACUUGUAUUUUAAAUUGCUUUUCUGUCAUUACAUACCGGUGUGCGAGCGCCGUUUUCAAAUCAUGUGGCUUUGUCCGAUUCGUACAGUUUGGGAGCGGUUCCGUCGCAGCUGAAAGAGGUAUCAGCGAACGUGCCAAAGCGAAAGACGAAGCCAAGAACGAAUGUACAGAAU